AUGAGCAUUUUCACAUUUAAUCCUAGCCCAUCCCCAAACAUCGCAUUUGGACCUAUCGCCUUCCGCGUCCCCCACGCUUCUCCCCACCGUCUCUCACACACCUCCCCACGCACACGCCCACGCUUCCCCUCACCGUCGCCCACGCUUUCCCCCAUCGUCGCUCACGCUUCCCCUUACCUCCGCUCACGCUUCCUCCUGCCUUCCCCCACGCUUCCCCACACCGUCGCUCACGCCUUCCCCCACCUUCCCUCACGAUUCCCCUCUCAUCGCCCACGGUUCCUCCUACCGUCGCCCACGCUUCCUCCCACCGUCACCCACGCUUCCCCCCACCGUCACCCACGCUUCCCCCCACCGUCGCCCAAGCUUCCCCCCACCGUCGCCCAAGCUUCCCCCCACCGUCGCCCAAGCUUCCCCCCACCGUCGCCCACGCUUCCCCCCACCGUCGCCCACGCUUCCCCCCACCGUCGCCCACGCUUCCCCCCACCGUCGCCCACGCUUCCCCCCACCGUCGCCCACGCUUUCCCCCACCGUCGCCCACGCUUCCCCCCACCGUCGCCCACCGCCACCGUCGCCCACCCCCACUGUCGCCCACGCUUGCCCUCCCAUCGCCCUCGCCUCUCACCCACCCUGGGCGGGGAGGUAUGGCGAGCUGGGCUGGGAGUUGGGGAAGGGGUCGUGACUCGUUCGCUGUGGGGUGUGGAAGGGUGCGUGGUCAGCAGCACCCACCCUUCUCUCUCUUGCACUGACCUCCUCUCCUCUCUCGCACCAACCCCACACACAUGGCAGGUGGUGGAGCGGCUUUGGAGCAGAGUGUUUGGCGCACAGCCAGGGCAGCGCGUGCAGGCGGGCAGCAAGGAGUGCAGUGCUGCAGGGGGCGGUCGUCCUCCUCUCCCUCUCCCUUCCUCCCUUCCUCCAUCUCUCUGCCUCACUACCCUCUUUACCCUCUCUGUUGCCCGUCCUCCCUUCCUCCAUCUCUCUGCCUCCCUACCCUCUUUACCCUCUCUGUUGCCCGUCCUCCCUUCCACCCAUCCUUCUUUCCUGCCAUUCUUCCUCUCCUCAUCCUCCCUCGAUCCAGUCCCCCUUCCCCUUUCCAUCUCCCACUCUCCCACUCCCUUCCUCACGCCAACCCUGCUCCUCCGUUCCACCCUUCUACCUUCCCCCUUGUACCCAGCUGCACUUUUUCCUCUCAUCCGCCCAUCAUCUCAUCCGCCCAUCCUCUCAUCCGCCCAUCAUCUCAUCCGCCCAUCAUCUCAUCCGCCCAUCAUCUCAUCCGCCCAUCCUCUCAUCCGCCCAUCAUCUCAUCCGCCCAUCCUCUCACCGUCGCCCACGCUUUUGCCUUAG
This is a messenger RNA of Closterium sp. NIES-65, 1341 nucleotides long. The record is from the annotation of a GenBank genome assembly. Lineage: Eukaryota; Viridiplantae; Streptophyta; Zygnematophyceae; Desmidiales; Closteriaceae.